CAGUUGACAGAAAUACAGUUUGGUGGACACAUGUAGUAAGAAUAAGUCGCUUUUACGGCAAACAAAAAGAUAAAAUAAAACCAAAAAAAAAACAGAUAAAGUUCCACAUAGCUUAACUGAUUCAGAACAAUGGACUCGUGCAGAUUUUUGAAAUACAGAGUGGAGAGGGAAGUGCUGGAUGAGCAGAAACUGGAAGAGGUAACACAGAGAAAAACAUACUCUGACACUCACCCCUCUCUAACUCAGCGGGCUAAAGACUCCUUAAGAUGUACAGUACCCAAACUGAAACGAAGCGCAGUGCGCAGCUUGCCUGUGUUAUACUGGUUGCCCAAAUACUCAGUGUGGGACUACGGCAUGCCUGACCUCAUCUCUGGGAUGAGUGUGGGCAUAAUGCACUUGCCACAAGGUAUGGCAUAUGCAUUGUUGGCUUCCUUACCUCCUGUGUUUGGACUCUAUACAUCCCUCUAUCCAGCACUGAUCUACAUCUUUUUUGGAACAUCACGUCAUAUCUCCAUCGGAACGUUUACUGUGCUCAGUAUCAUGGUGGGAAGUGUGACAGAGAGACUUGCUCCAGACAUUGAUUUCCUGAAAACAAAUGGGACAAACUUCACUGCAGAGGUGGACAUAACUGCCCGGGACUCGUACAGGGUGCAGGUGGCAGCUGCUACUACUGUCCUCGGAGGACUUAUUCAGGUGGUACUGGGCUUGGUAAAGUUUGGAUUUGUGGGAACAUACUUGUCUGAACCUCUGGUGCGGGCUUACACAACAGCUGCCGCGGUCCAUGCAGUGGUGGCACAACUGAAAUAUAUCUUUGGAGUUUCACCAACGCGGUUUAGUGGUCCUUUGUCACUCGUGUAUACUCUGAAGGAUGUUUGCCUCAUGCUGCCAGACACUCAUCUUCCCACACUGAUGGUCAGCACUGUGUCCAUUGUGUUCCUAAUUGCAGCCAAGGAGCUCAACUCUUUUCUCAGCCCAAAGCUGCCGGUGCCCAUCCCAGUGGAGCUCAUCACAAUUGUCGCAGGAACAAUGAUAUCAGCCUAUUCCCACUUAAGCAGCAACUACACUGUUUCAGUUGUUGGAGAAAUUCCUAGUGGUCUAAGUUCUCCCAGUGUGCCGGAUGUGAGUCUUUUUGGAGAAGUUGUUGGUGAUGCUUUUGCAUUGGCCAUUGUUGGAUAUGCCAUAUCUAUUUCACUGGGAAAAACAUUUGCGCUGAAACAUGGAUACAAGGUGGACAGUAACCAGGAGCUGGUGGCGCUGGGUCUCAGUAAUACAGUAGGAGGCUUCUUCCAGUGCUACUCCGUCUGCCCCUCAAUGUCUCGAAGUCUCAUCCAAGAGACAACUGGAGGAAAGACACAAAUGGCUGGAGUGGCCUCAGCUCUAAUUGUGUUGGUGACUAUAUUGAAAUUUGGACCCCUGUUUCAGGAGCUGCCAAAGGCUGUUCUUGCAUCAAUUGUCUUUGUAAAUCUGAAGGGUAUGUUCAAGCAGCACUCUGACAUUGGUACACUGUGGAAAAGCAGCAAGAUUGAUGUGCUGGUUUGGUUGGUCACUUGGGUGUCAACACUGCUGUUCAAUCUGGAUCUGGGUCUCGCAGCAUCGAUCACCUUUGCUCUGCUUACUGUUAUCUUCAGAACUCAGAUGCCAACUUACUCUAUUUUGGGAAAUGUUCCGGGUACUGAGCUGUAUGUGGAUAUAGAGACUCACAGAGAGGCGAGGGAGAUUCCAGGAAUUACAAUAUUUCGCUCCUCCGCUACGGUGUAUUUUGCCAAUGCUGAUCUGUACCUUGAAGCUCUGAAAGAAAAGAGUGGGCUUGACAUCAGUAAAAUGAUUAUCUAUAAAAGGAGGCAAGAGGCCAAACAGAAACGUAGAGAAAGAAGGGCUGAAAGACGAGCAAAAAGGCAAGCCAAGAGAGAGAGACGGGCUCAGAAGACAGCUAAGCGACAGUCUGCAGUGCCAGUGUUCUCUGUGGAGGAAGAGGCCGGACAGUGGGGGGACACAUGUAUGGAGGGGAACGUUACAGACAAAGAGGAGCAGGGCUGGACAGAGCGAGAAAAUGGCACAGUGUUUGUCAUUCCAACCACUCCUCAAACACCAGAUGGCCACUGUAGAUGGGAGUAUCUGAAAGGAGGAGAUCAAGACUGCACCAGCUUAGGGUGGAUUUCUGAGCUGCAGGAUGGGGACACCACCACUCUGGGCUCCAGCAGUGAGGACACGCUGAGUCGUGACCUGGAGCGGGUCUCUCUUGGGUCACUUGGCAAGUGGACCUGGGACAUUCACUCAAUUAUUAUCGACCUCUCCACAGCUAACUUCAUUGACACAGUGGCUACCAAGACAAUGAAAAAUAUCUUCCAGGACUUCAGUGAGAUUGAUGUGGAUAUCUACAUGGCUGGCUGUCAAGCCUCUGUGGUGGAACAGUUAGAGUUUGGUGACUUCUUCGGCGAAUCAAUAACAAAGAGACAUCUUUUUGCCUCCGUUCAUGAUGCUGUGCUGUAUUGUCUAAACCAUCGUGGAGCAACAUCGCUCCCCAGAUACGAGCCCACCGUGGACACAUACAGCAGCACGAAACUUUAAGAACUUCAACCAAACAGGACAUUCAGCACUGAGGAUGGAAAAACUCAGAUUUCAUCAUCCCCAGGGGGGGAAAUCAGAGACUGAGAGCUGAGUGUAAAACUAGUAAUACAUAUGAUUAAAUAUUUUAUUAUGUCGCUUUUAUUUUAUUUAUGAGUUAUAUUGAUAUUCGUCUUUCAAGUAGGAAGAAUAAUGUUUGGAGACAUAAGCUUAAUUUAACUUUAUUCUGUGAGGGAGAGGGAUACAGUGCAUUUUUUUUUUGGAAAAAAUCUAUAAAUAAAUAAAACAUCCAAACAAGACCUUUUGAUAAGAAUCUAGCAGAAAAUAAUGGUUCAUUUUCAAGGAACAAAGACAAGGCAACAUGCUUCACACUGAGGAUGUGUGACCCUUUUUGGUCAUGGCAGCAGUAACAAGACAGGACAUUGAAAUGUUUACAGUAGCCAUUUCAAGUGCAAUUUUUUUGCUCAUGGAAACUGCAAAACCUGUGAAGCUAAUGCAUGCAGGUGGGUUUCCUUUUCCUCUCAACUCCUUUAAUGGGUUUAUAGUGCAACAUUCCUAAAAUGGGAGUUCAUCACAGAUUAAAAAAUAACAGGAUAACAAUAUCCAAGCAGUAUUUAACAAGCAUCUCUUUACAGUUGCAUAAAGCCACUGUGACCUCUUCCCUGAAUAAAUCUUGUCUCUACAUACUGGCCACAGAGGAUGUUGUGCACAGGAACUAUGGAAGGCUAGUAGAUUUUUUUUUAAUCAGUUUGGUUUAUAAGCUACAAGUCUUGAU
Molecule: messenger RNA, 3340 nt
Organism: Scatophagus argus
Lineage: Eukaryota; Metazoa; Chordata; Actinopteri; Scatophagidae
Gene: slc26a6l1
Product: solute carrier family 26 member 6, like
Exons: 19
Coding region: 130-2568 (812 amino acids)
Biological process (GO): transmembrane transport
Cellular component (GO): membrane
Molecular function (GO): chloride transmembrane transporter activity; bicarbonate transmembrane transporter activity; oxalate transmembrane transporter activity
Source: RefSeq, a predicted model, not a curated record